CCAGAAAAUCAGCAGAGAAAAAGAUAUCGAUGAAUAUGGAGACGACGAAGGAGCAGCAUCUCGGCGUUAGUGGACAAGACUACAUUGUCGACCUUUUGCCGAACGAUGACGAUGACCACUCGUCGCCACCGUCUUCGUGGCGUCUCAGUCUCGACACGUUCCGCCUCCCUUCUUCUUCCCCCUUGUCCUCUCGCCGUACUCGCUUGUCCCGUUAUCUCCGGACUCCAAUGUGGUGAGUACGCAGUAUCCUAUUCUGCGGAGGUUUUACGCAUUGUAGAUUGAUCGAAAGAUGAUAAAAAGCCAUCAAGGAUGUCUCUCUCUAUAUAUAUAUAUAUAUGCUUUGAAUCAUCUGUGAGCAGAUACAUAAUAUUAGACAUGGGUUUUGCUUUUUUUUCUUGUCGGAAAUCAGAAAAGGAACGUAAAGUCUCUGAGUACUACAAGAAGCAAGAGAAGCUGCUUGAGGGUUUCAAUGAGAUGGAAACAAUCAACGAAACUGGUUUUGUCUCUGGAGCUCCAUCUGAGGAAGAGCUGAAGAAGCUUGCGAAGAGCGAGAGGCUUGCAGUACACAUCUCAAACGCAGCGAACCUUGUGCUCUUUGUAGCCAAAGCUUAUGCUUCCGUGGAGAGUAGAUCUAUGGCUGUGAUUGCUUCAACUUUGGACUCUCUCUUGGAUCUCUUGUCUGGUUUUAUCCUGUGGUUUACUGCAAACGCCAUGAGCAAACCAAAUCAUUUUCAUUAUCCAAUCGGAAAACGAAGGAUGCAACCUGUGGGGAUCAUUGUGUUUGCAUCUGUCAUGGCAACUCUUGGGUUACAAGUGUUGCUAGAGUCAACCAGACUACUAGUUUCCAAGAAUGGUCCUCAUAUGAGCAGCACCGAGGAAAAAUGGAUGAUUGGAAUAAUGGCAUCUGCUACAGUCGUCAAGUUUCUCCUCAUGCUUUACUGCAGGAGUUUUCAAAACGAAAUCGUCAGAGCCUAUGCACAAGACCACCUCUUUGACGUUGUCACCAACUCGGUGGGUUUAGCAACAGCUGUCUUGGCUGUAAAAUUCUACUGGUGGAUUGAUCCCUCUGGUGCUAUUCUAAUUGCUUUGUAUACAAUCAGCACAUGGGCAAGAACGGUACUAGAGAAUGUUCAUUCGCUUAUUGGACGCUCUGCACCGCCAGAUUUCUUGGCGAAGCUAACGUUCUUGAUAUGGAACCAUCAUGAGAAGAUUAAACACAUUGAUACAGUGAGAGCCUACACGUUUGGGUCACACUACUUUGUUGAAGUUGAUAUUGUUUUGCCAGAGGACAUGAGGCUACACGAAGCUCACAACAUCGGAGAGACUCUUCAGGAGAAGCUCGAGCAACUCUCUGAGGUCGAGAGGGCUUUCGUUCAUAUUGACUUUGAGUUCACUCAUCGUCCCGAACACAAGUACAAGGUUUGAUUUAUCAUCUGGUCCCAUUAAUUAGAAACCUAUCUUGAUAUUCAAACUUGUAUUUGUGUUGGGUAUGUGGACAGGGGUAGUGUUGGUUUAUAUGAAUAUUUUUUGUUAAUAAUUAGAAACACGAAAAAAAAAUCAAAUUUCAAUAAUGAUAAUAAGUUAAUAAAUUGUUUUAUCGUAUAUAAUAAUAUUGUUUUAAUAUAAGUUUUUUGAAAAUAAUUAUUAAAUAAUCUUACAAUAACUAAAAUUUACCAUUAUCAUAACACAAAUUUUUUUUUUGCUUACAUCACAAUUAAAUUUUAUAUAUAUGUUUACCUCUAUUAAUUUAUAUAAGUCGGAUCAUGUGGAUAAUAAAUAUUAACCUCUUUUUUUACCACAAUUUUAAAAUUAACCUCAUUCUGAUAAUAUAAAUCAACUAAAUCGAGAAUAAACUCUAAACUAUUCAUUUGCAGUAAACCAUAGAAUAAAUCAAGACUAGAGAUCCAAGAGAGAGUCCAAAGUUGAAGCAAUCACAGCCAUAGGUCUAUCUACUCUCCACAGAAGCAUAAAAAUUUGCUACAAAGAGCACAAGGUUUGAUGCGUUUGAGAUGUGUACUGCAAGCCUCUCUCGCUCUAAGCAAGAUUCAAGAAGAAAAGAGUGGAACCUCAGAUGGAGCUCCAGAGAGACAAAAACCAUUUUCAUUGAUUGUCUCCGUCUCAUUUAAACCCUGAAGCAGCUUAUCUUGCUUCUUGUAGUACUGAGAGACUUACCGUUCCUUUUCUGAUUUCCGACAAGAAAGAAAAGUAAAACCCAUGUCUUAAGAUUAUGUAUCUGUUCACAGAUGAUCAAAGCGUACAUAAAUACAUCCGUGAUGGCUUUCAAUCAUCUUCUCAUCAAUCUAUACAAUGCGUAUAACUUUUGCGUCCCCAACACACUGAAAAUAAAUGAAGAUUCGGAUUCAUCACUACCAUUAAGAGACAUAAAAAUCGAACAUAUGCUCUAUGCUGGAAUGAUAUCCAUCGAACACCAAAAGCUCGAUCACUCUAGAUCACGAGUACAUUAUAAUUCUCUGUAGGGCUAAAAUAACCGUACGUUUACUUGGAAAGCAAUUAAUCACGGAAAAGUUCAUAUAAGGUUUAGGUCUGAAUCAUUUUGGCGGGUAAAGUUAUAAUAGCCCAUUAAAAAAUGCAACUGGGAAAUGCUAUGAGGCCAAUGUUACCCAAUUGGGCUUUAAAAAUAUUAGAGGCCCAACCUUAGAUUUUGACCUGUGCGACGCUCUUUAGGGCUUCCUUGUAACCUAGCAUGGUCGCUAUAUAACUCACCUUUUCCAAAGAUUAACACACACAUCAAUCAUGUGCUUUUCAACAUUCUUACUGUUUCCUUCAUCUCUUUUUCGACAGUUCUACAUUAUGGUUAUAGUCUUAAGAGUUUUUGUCGGUAGAUCCAGAGGUCUGUGAUGUUUGAGAUUGUCCGUACCAUCUGAGAGUUUAUCUCGUUGAUGAGCUGUAUGCUCUAGUUUCUGAGGCUUUUGGAUCUAUUUAAAUACGUUUUCUUCUUUGAAUUACUAGGCAGUGAUGAUGAAAAAAGAUUACCAUCAAACUUUGAGAGAUUCACAGCUCGUUGAUGCAUACUUCUUUAUAUUACCUGAGCCUAGUUAUGUUUUUGUUCUGCUUUGUCUUGUCUUUUAACAGAAGGCACUAAAUUAGAGUCUCUGGUACACUUUUUUUAAUUUAAUAGUGUAUUAAGCGCUGUACGUUGCCGAAAUUGAAUAAGGCUGUAUUCUGGUAUGUGUUCUAGUUUAGAUAGUUCAUUUGCAUUCAAAUGGCCUUAACAUAUGUUGAUUGGUUUUAUUAUUGUGUUUGGUUAAUUGUGUUAUCUUAGGAGGCAACAAUUUAGAGUCUCUGAUUCACUUCUUGAUAGUGGAUAAAGCGCUGUACGUUGCCGAUAUUGACUUUGGUUCAAAGAUUUCUUUAUUGGCUUCAAAUGUGUUUUGGCCAAUACGAUCGAUGUCCCUAUAUGUAGUUAAUUUUGUUACAUUACUACUGGUUGAUUUCAUUGAACACUCUCUGUGGUUGAGAGAGAAUAAAAAUAUUAUCUUCUGGCCACUAGUUUCAUUUCAA
Molecule: messenger RNA, 3522 nt
Organism: Brassica napus (rape)
Lineage: Eukaryota; Viridiplantae; Streptophyta; Magnoliopsida; Brassicales; Brassicaceae
Product: metal tolerance protein 9
Exons: 6
Coding region: 310-1425 (371 amino acids)
Biological process (GO): transmembrane transport; monoatomic cation transport
Cellular component (GO): membrane
Molecular function (GO): monoatomic cation transmembrane transporter activity
Source: RefSeq, a predicted model, not a curated record